Trichoderma gamsii is the source of this 2592-nucleotide messenger RNA. Its product is annotated as ethanolaminephosphotransferase. Bases 1 to 2592 code for a protein of 863 amino acids. The record is from RefSeq and is a predicted model, not a curated record. The transcript is spliced from 6 exons. Lineage: Eukaryota; Fungi; Ascomycota; Sordariomycetes; Hypocreales; Hypocreaceae. Gene Ontology annotation, cellular component: endoplasmic reticulum membrane. Gene Ontology annotation, biological process: GPI anchor biosynthetic process.
AUGGUGGCCUCGCGAAAUGGGUCAUUGGCGGCCUCAAUCCUGCUCGCCGCAGCCAAUAUCUUGAUACCUUUGUCUAUUCUCGUCUUCGCCACUGGUUUCUUCCCGUAUAAGCCGUUUCUUCCUGGAUUGGCAGAGUUUGAGGCCCUCGAAUAUGGCCCUCCGCCCAAAGCUCCAUUUGAUAGACUCGUAUUCAUGGUAGUUGAUGCGUUGCGGAGUGAUUUUGUAUUUUCUGACGCCUCUGAAUUUGGGUACACGCAGAGUCUUAUCCGCGAUGGGAGUGCCAUUCCUUUCACUGCCAAUGCUCGGUCUCCCACCGUGACGAUGCCCAGAAUCAAGGCCAUAACUACAGGGUCUAUCCCUUCAUUCGUGGACUUGAUUCUCAACAUCAACGAGGCAGAUACCUCGUCAACGCUGGCUGCCCAAGAUACGUGGCUCUCUCAGCUCAAGGCUAAGGACACGGGCAAGCUGGUCAUGUACGGUGACGAUACGUGGCUCAAACUGUUCCCUGAUACGUUUGAUCGCCAUGAUGGCACUUCAAGCUUCUUUGUUGCAGACUUUACAGAAGUCGACAACAAUGUCACAAGGCAUAUCAAUGAUGAGCUUCAAAACGAUGAUUGGAACCUUAUGGUGCUUCAUUACCUUGGCCUCGACCAUAUCGGCCAUAAAUCAGGACCUCGCAGCAGCCACAUGCCAGCCAAGCAGCGUGAAAUGGACGGCAUCGUCCACCAACUAUAUAAUGCGUUAGAAACGCAGAACCACCUCCAAUCAACUCUAAUUAUCCUCUGCGGCGACCAUGGAAUGAACGACGCAGGAAACCACGGCGCAUCAUCCCCCGGAGAAACGUCACCCGCUCUAGUAUUCAUGUCACCAAAACUCAAGCAGAUUUCUUCCAGAUACUCUGCCCCCGCACAGCCCAAGAACGAGUUUGACUACUACUCCACGGUAGAGCAGUCUGAUAUCGCGCCCACGCUCGCUGCUCUUAUGAGAUUCCCCAUCUCAAAGAACAACCUCGGAGCGUUCAUCCCGGAAUUCUUGCCCUUUUGGCCGAGCUCUAGCGACAAGGUGCAGAUCCUCAUUCGCAACGCCAGACAGAUUCUCAACAUUGUCACCGCAGCGUUUGGGAGCGAGCUCUUUGACGCCAAAUCGUCCGUCGACCCUUGUGCUUCGAAAUCCGCCACAGAUGUCAGCGAAUUAGCUUGUGAAUGGCGCAAAAUCAACUCGGAAGCAUCUCACCAAGCUAAUGCUAAAGAGGUUGACACAGAAUGGCUCUCGGCUACGUCUGCUUGGAUUCGCAAGGCCCAAGAUCUCAUGAGCAGCAUGGCGUCAAACUACGACAUGUCGAGGCUAUCGCUCGGCCAGGGGCUUUCGGUUGCUGCUGUAGUUGCUAGUAUAGCCAGCUUGGGAUUACAGGGCUUCAGAAACACGGGAUUCCUGCUUCCCUUAUUCUUACUUGCAGCGUCUUAUGGCCCUAUGAUGUUUGCUAGCAGCUAUGUCGAAGAGGAACAUCAUUUCUGGUACUGGACAUCUACUAUAUGGCUCGCUUACCUCGGCGCCAGACAAGUCCAACGAUCCUCUCGCAUUCUUUCAGCAUCAAGCCACAUACUCGCCCUCGCCGCCCUAAGACUCAUCCGAAGCUGGAACCAAACAGGCCAUAAAUUCGCCGGCGAGCCAGACACCGUCAAGACCUUUCUCAUUCCCAACCCCGAGCUACUGUGGGUUAUCAUCACCCUGACAUACACUGUGGUCACUUUACAAACUCUGCAAAGCUUGUCGUCGGCCGGCUUGCCUUUCAUCUUGACUACUUUUGUAGUACCUCUCUUGUUCUCAGCUACUCUUGCCUUCAAAUUGGCGUUCACUGCGGAAGAUGCCCCUGAGUUGGUUGUUGGAUUUGCACAUAGGCUCCUGGAUAUCCUCCAGGGCCCGUCUCUCAUCUUUAGAGCGAGGAUCAUCUUUGCACUACUCACGGCGUUGUUUGGCUUCGCCGUAUACCGAGCAAAAACCGGAGGACCCCAAACAACUCAAUCAGCCGCUCACCUAACGCACCACCUCAUCACCCUCCUCGCAAUGACCCAAUCCCGCGCCACAAACAUCCCCCUCUUCCUCCUCUCCACCCUCAUCCUCCACACCCUCCAACGCACCACCCUCUCCAUCGCCCAAAUCACCACCUCCUCCAUCCUCCUCCAAUACACAACCUUCUUCGCCGCCGGCGGCUCCAACGCAAUCUCCUCCGUCGACCUCUCCAGCGCCUACAACGGCAUCAGCGGCUUCAACGUCGUCGCCGUUGGGAUCCUCACCCUCGUGAGUAACUGGGCAGGGCCCAUAUUCUGGACGUCGGCUACGAAUCUGCUGCUGCUGAGGGAGUAUCGACUGCGUGGAAGGGCGGAUGCGUUUCGCUAUCAUGUUAUACUGUUGACGGUCUUUGUGGCGAUGAGCGUGGCGUUUGUCAUUGCGGCGUGCACGGCGCUGCGAACGCACUUGUUCAUCUGGACGGUGUUUUCGCCAAAGUACUUGUACUGCAUGGCAUGGAGCUUGGGGCAGCAUUUGUUGGUUAAUGUGGCUUUUGGCGGCUUGUUGUUCUGGAUAGGCACUUGA